Messenger RNA from Conger conger (European conger), 336 nucleotides. Its product is annotated as proline-rich protein 15. The transcript has a single exon. The record is from RefSeq and is a predicted model, not a curated record. Bases 1 to 336 code for a protein of 111 amino acids. Lineage: Eukaryota; Metazoa; Chordata; Actinopteri; Anguilliformes; Congridae.
AUGACAAGGAAGAAGACCAGCUCUGGUUCCCAAGACCAAGAGGUCCAGCUGCCCAGCACCGACUCGGAGACCCAAACAGCCGCAGACAAAAGCGUGCCAGCGACCGGCAGCUCCACAGCACCCGCGGGGCAGCACGAAGAGCCCAGCAGCUCCUGCCUGUUCAGCGGGGAGAUGUACGACGAUGCUCGGUUCGAACCCUUGUUUAACGAACAGUACUGCCGGCGGAACCUGAAAGUUUCGCGUUCCGGUCGUUUUAAGGAGAAGCGGAAAAUGCGGGCUAGCCUUCCAGAGGACUACCAGGGCGAAACCGUUACGAGGCAAGACGACAAGCGAUGA